This is a messenger RNA of Esox lucius (northern pike), 3723 nucleotides long. It is a transcript of the gene aff3, whose product is annotated as AF4/FMR2 family, member 3. The record is from RefSeq and is a predicted model, not a curated record. Gene Ontology annotation, biological process: regulation of gene expression. The transcript is spliced from 11 exons. Gene Ontology annotation, cellular component: super elongation complex; nucleus. NCBI's taxonomy places the organism in Eukaryota, Metazoa, Chordata, Actinopteri, Esociformes, Esocidae. Bases 1 to 1983 code for a protein of 660 amino acids.
AUGCCAGGCCACAGUUUCAGCACAUCUCCCAGGCCCAUUCAGAUCUCAGCUCAAGGCCCAAAGUCAAGCAACAGGAGGACCCAGCUCAUCCUCCAAAGUCUCCACAGAAGAAGUCCUGGUCCAAGCUCAGAAGAAGAGGAGGAAGAGGACCUUGAAGAAAUCAGGAAGAGGAGGGAGGAAAGACAGCGGGAGGAAGAGCGGAGGAGAAAAAGGAAGGAAAAACAGCACCAAGGUGAAUGGCAAGCGGUCCAGCCCAAGCAGAGACCUCACACCAACACUAACCCUCAACGCCACGUUACCAGAACCAAGAGGAGGAGGAGCGACGAAGAGGAGAGAGAGUCUCACCCGGACCCUUCCCUUCCGCCCUCGCCACCCUCACCCCUUCCUGUCGCCCCUCCCACGGACUCCUCCUCUUCGUCGUCUUCCUCAUCAGAGUCUGACUCGGAGCCCGGCCUGCCGCCCAACGUCACCAAGGUCCCUGCGGACUCCACGUCCAGCCAGCGCCCCGUCCCCAGGAGAGGCCACCAGGGCCAGGGGAAGCACGGCGACCGCCGUCCUGGAGUGCUCUAUCCCAGGGGCACUGCCACGUUGACACCCGACCAGGGGCAGCCGAGCCAGGGGAAGCAAAAGCUCUACACCCUGGUCCCAUUUGGACGUAGUGAGCAGGCCACAAGCUCCCAUCGAGGCCUGAGGAACUUGGUGGUGCAGAUAGAUCUCUCCCUGCUCAACCGAGUACCGGACACAACGACAGGCACCCCCGCAUCUUCCAAGCACCCCCCCUCGGCUCCCUACUCAUCUAAGCAGACGGAGGCCAUGCGACACCUCUACACCCCCGACACAGAGGGAGGAGACAGGAGGAGAAAACGCAAGGUGGAGAAUGGGGUCCUGCACAAAGAGAGUAAGAGGAGUAACCUCCCACCCCAGAGCCCCCCGGUCCACGCUACAGCCAGCAGACACCAGGACCCCCACUCCGACACCACGCACAACGGGUUCUUGGAGGACUUCCUGGACAGCAAAAGGCCUCUGUCCCCGCUGUCACCCCUGUCGGACACCGCAGAGCCCCCGAAGCCCCCCGCCAAAACCCAACACCCGGGUUCCAGCCACCCGGACAAACCCAGGGGCCAGCCUAAGAUGGAGGGCGUGGGGGUGUCAGGGAAGCCCCCGCCUGACUGUGAAUCCUGGGGAUCCUCUUUACAACGGUCGGUGGGACCAAGAGGAACCGUUCCCCCACAUGAACCCCCACAGCAUGCUGAGUAUUACAUGCAUGAAGCCAAGAGGAUGAAACAUCGUGCAGAUGCCAUGGUGGAUAAGCUGGGGAAGGCGGUGAACUACGUGGAUGCCGCCCUAUCUUUCAUGGAGUGUGGCAAAGCUAUGGAGGACGGACCGCUGGAGGCCAAGUCUCCCUACACCAUGUACGCCGAGACUGUGGAGCUCAUCCGGUAUGCCAUGAGACUGAAGAACCACUCAGGUCCAGGAGCCCGACAGGAGGACAAACAGCUGGCCGUGCUGUGUUUCCGGUGCCUUGCUCUCCUGUACUGGCAGAUGUUCCGUUUGAAGAAGGAUCAUGCCCUGAAGUAUUCCAAAGCCCUCCUGGACUACUUCAAGAACUCUCCUAAAUCCUCCACCGGCCCCAUCAUCUGGAGCGAUUCUGGAAAGGGCACUGGGGGACCUCCCACCUCCCAAUCCCCCAACUCCUCAGGCCUUUCUCUGGGCUCACAACCUGGCAGCUCCCCUUCUUCUCUCAUCAGCAUUCCCCAGCGCAUACACCAGAUGGCGGCCAACCACCUCAACAUCACCAACAGUGUCCUCUACAGCUAUGAGUAUUGGGAGGUAGCAGAUAGCCUGGCCAGAGACAACAAGGAGUUCUUUAACUACCUGAACACCUUAUCGGGACCACUGACUCUCCAUAGUAGUAUUGCUCAUGCAGUCCAAUAUACCAGACAGGCUCUGCAGUGGAUACGCAUCAGUGCCAAAGUGGGCUAAUGGAGGGACAAGACCCAACAGCCUGGCCUAGGGGAGGGAGGGACAAGACCCAACAGCCUGGCCUAGGGGAGGGAGGGACAAGACCCAACAGCCUGGCCUAGGGGAGGGAGGGACAAGACCCAACAGCCUGGCCUAGGGGAGGGAGGGACAAGACCCAACAGCCUGGCCUAGGGGAGGGAGGGACAAGACCCAACAGCCUGGCCUAGGGGAGGGAGGGACAAGACCCAACAGCCUGGCCUAGGGGAGGGAGGGACAAGACCCAACAGCCUGGCCUAGGGGAGGGAGGGACAAGACCCAACAGCCUGGCCUAGGGGAGGGAGGGACAAGACCCAACAGCCUGGCCUAGUGAAGGUGGGGGAAGUACAACAACGUGUCCUCAUGGAGAGAAGUACAGAACCCAGCCACCUAGCCUAAUAAAAGAGGAAUGAGACCCAUCAACCAGGCUUAAUGGAGGGGUGAGACCCAACAACCAGGCCUAGUGAAGGGCUGGACAAGAUCCAACAAUCUGUCCUGUUGGAGGCAUGAGACCCAUCAACCUAAAAAAUUAGAAGGAGGUAUGAGGAACAACAACCUGGCCUAUUGGAGGGAUGGACAAGACCCAACCAUCUGGUCUAUUGGAGGGACCAGACCCGACAACCUGGCCAAUUGGUGGAAGGGACGUGACCCAGAAACCUAGCUUUGUGGUGGGGGAGAUGAGACCCCAAAACAUGGCCUUGUGGUGGGGGAGAUCAGACCAAACAACCUGGCCAAGUGAAAGGUGGGAAUUGAUCCAACAACCUGACAUUGUGGUAGCAUUGAUGAGGCUCAAUAAAAUGGCCUAAUGGAAUGAGGGAUGAGGCUCAAUAACCAGGACUAGUGGAGCAAGGGACUAGACCCAAAGCUUUGGCCUUAUGGAUUGAGAGGGACACACACUGUGUGAUUACCAACAACCUCCACUGUGUUCUAUGUCUUGUACUGUUAAUUAUUCAUUUUGGAUAAAUGUGCUUUACCCAUAGACAAAACUCAUACUAGCUUGGACAUCGUUAUGGCAUGUCCAGUGGAAUUGUUAUGCAGUCAGUUGGGUCAGACUUUAACUUCAUUGGCUGACCUCUCUUGAAGAGUCCAACCGGAUUCCCAGGAGGUCUCAACCAAUAAACUGUAAUGGAACACACAACUUCCCAUGCUACCCAUUGAGCAGGAUAUACCUCUUUCCCUCUCCGGGGCAGGACCUUGUAUGGGGAGGUUUUGUUAAUUCUUCAAAGAGGCAUAAGGAAUUUGUUUUGAUGUCUCUGUCAGAGCAGGAGACGUUGAUUUAUUGCCUCCAAACCUGCUGCUUUUGCCAAAUGUGCCACAUCGGUAAUCUUGAAACCCAGAUGGGAACUGUUCAACAAGAACGUUGACGAAGAACAUGGUACGGUUCACCUGGGGGGGCUUUGAGAUGCCUCUACUGCACAGAAGAGCCUGACGUGACUACAUUUCCCAUGGGUCUUACCAGCACUAAUUAAUUAUUCCGUGGAAAGAUGAAGUUGGCAUUUUUAGUUAUCUUUUGGAUUGUUGGACCACUGAUCCAAAAAAUGCAUACCAACCUACUGGUGAUUUUACUUGUACAACUAAACUGUGUUGUGGCCUUUUGAAUAUUUUGAGAUGCCUUUCACUUUUUUUAAAUAUUUUUUUAUGUGCAAUAUGUGUUUGUCAGAUUGUCAGAUUUUUUUUUUUAUCAAAGUACCAAUGCUUUGGCACUUGGAUGUUGUUUUGUUGGCG